CACCAGGUUCCGCUCUUCACCCAUCCCUACACUGGCUGCAUCUACAUACUUACACUGUAUGUAUCUACGGAAAACGGAAUCUAGCUACACACUACACAGUAGUCACACCCACCCCUCAUCACUCCUUGUCAUCUUACCUUCACCCCUGCCCUUGUUCUUACCCUGGCUGCGCAAAGGGGCACAGGGGACCACCCACCGCGCGCUGUGGUGUGAAAUCGUGGAUACCUCAUACCCUGCUGCACUACUCCUCUCACCUCCCACACGCCUCCACUACUCUGCGAUGCCUGUGCUCUUGCUCUGUUGUAUCGCAUUCGCAUCCCGCGGUGCUGCUUUGACGGCAGCCAGCGCCCGGCGCCAGGAACACACACACACUCCCCAGAGCCGAUCCCCAUAUGCGAGUAGGCGUGGAGUCGACAAGGCUGUCGGUCGUUACUCGGCGGCUUUCUUCUAUGACGAUGCACCCCUCCAUAUUCGUACAGACAUGACAUAGCAUUCCUACCAGUAUCUGCGCCUCGAGCACAGAUACAACAGCACAACAGCACAACAGCACGACAUCUGGGUUACAUGAUCAGCGCCACCGACAGGAGGUGGAGACUUCUGUGAAUUACUACUACUGUGUAGAUGCUACUGCUACGCAUACGCACACGCGUACGCAUACUCAUAACGCCAGGCGUCAUCUAAUCUUGCCUGGCGGGGU
Aaosphaeria arxii CBS 175.79 is the source of this 697-nucleotide messenger RNA. RefSeq lists its product as uncharacterized. The coding region runs from base 59 to 490 and encodes 143 amino acids. The record is from RefSeq and is a predicted model, not a curated record. Lineage: Eukaryota; Fungi; Ascomycota; Dothideomycetes; Pleosporales. The transcript has a single exon.